This is a messenger RNA of Sander lucioperca (pikeperch), 2322 nucleotides long. It is a transcript of the gene rrp8, whose product is annotated as ribosomal RNA processing 8. Bases 243 to 1907 code for a protein of 554 amino acids. Lineage: Eukaryota; Metazoa; Chordata; Actinopteri; Perciformes; Percidae. Gene Ontology annotation, molecular function: methyltransferase activity. The record is from RefSeq and is a predicted model, not a curated record. Gene Ontology annotation, biological process: cellular response to glucose starvation; rDNA heterochromatin formation; regulation of transcription by glucose. Gene Ontology annotation, cellular component: nucleolus; rDNA heterochromatin; chromatin silencing complex. The transcript is spliced from 8 exons.
CUUGCGUCAUCCACAUGCGCCUGUAGCUCUGUUUUGCUUCUUUUCGCUUCCUUUACCCACAUGAGACAACCCAACGUGGCUUUUGCUUUUGACCAGACAUCUAUGCAGCUAUUAAAUGUAGUUACAUGUUUAUUAAAAAAAAAAAAAACGUUUUUAUACAAACACCGUAAUCUACGAAACAAGUCGUUUGACAAGUAAAAUAACUCGUUUUUCUGCCGCAGAGACAAACUGUGCUCCACAACAUGUUUAAUGAGGAGGAAGACUGGAGUGACGAACAAGACGCCCAAGUCCUGAGCAACACUGUCCUCAGAAACCCCCAGAAGGCGAACAGCAGCACACAUGUCAAGUCCAUGGUGGUUGGGAAGAAGAGCCUGAUGCGGACCCUGCAGACACUGGGCUCAGUACCAGAGUGGAAGAACGAUGACCAUCAGCAGUCCAGUGACAGUGAGGCAGAGGUCCCAUCACACAGUCAGAAAAGAAAGAACAGAAGGAAAAAACGAAAGAAAGCGGAGAUGACAGCAGAGCAGCAAGAGAAUGGAGACGUGGAUCAGACUCAUAAUGAGGCAAAACAUUUAACAAAAAAGAGGAAGAAAGACAACAAAUUUGCGGCUCUGAAGGUAAAAAUCACAUCUAUGGGUGAGACAAAGGAUAAAGAACUUAGCAAAUCUGCAACAGUGAACAUAAACAAACCAGAGAAUACAGAGAAACUGAGCAGACAACAGUGGAAAAACAAAAUGAAGAACAAGAGGAAAUGUAAAAAUAAAUACAGUCAGAAUAAUCCCGAGAUGGAAGUCAAUAAAGCAGAAUCUGCAGAGCAACACAAGCCAAAGGAAGAAGUCAAAAUGGAUUCAUAUAGCAGCAACAGUCAGACACCAGCCAAGAAAAAGGAAAAGCAAUGUAAACCACAGAAAAGGAAAAAGACUGAAGAGGACGCUGAAAUAUCCGGUCCAACAGAAUCACAGACGCACAAAGAGGAAAAGCAGCAAAUUGGUGGCAAAGUUGAAAAAGGUGUCACUGAAUCUUCUGCUGAUGGAUCAAAACAGCAAGCAGAUGAACGUGAAGUGGAGAUCACAGAUGAUCAGCACCAGUCACCCAUGAAAAGACCUGUGCCGAGCAAAGAACAGAUUCUGAAAAGAGAGAAGCUACGGAAAAUGCUCCACAGCCAGGAAGCGGUCCGACAGGAGAGUCCUGCAGAGCUGAAAGACGAGCCAGCGGUACCAGAAGAAGAGGUGAAACAGGACCGCUCAGCCUCCCUGAGGUCCCGCAUGGAGCAGCGACUGGAGUCGGCUCGUUUCCGCUACAUUAAUGAAGUUUUGUACAGCACGUCCAGCGGCGAGGCGACGCGUAUGUUCCAGCUGGACCCACAGGCCUUCGGGAUCUACCACAGAGGAUACACGGCGCAGGUUCAGAGAUGGCCCGCCAAUCCAGUGGACGCCAUCAUCUCCUACAUUUUAAAAAAACCUUCCUCUCUGGUGGUUGCAGACUUUGGUUGUGGUGACUGUAAAAUAGCGCGCAGCGUGAAGAACAAAGUGCACAGUUUCGACCUGGCAGCUGCGUGCGAGCUGGUCACAGUCUGCGACAUGGCCAACGUCCCGCUCCGUGACGGCUCUGUGGACAUCGCUGUGUUCUGCCUUUCUCUCAUGGGGACCAACCUGGCAGAUUUUCUAGCAGAGGCCAAUCGUGUCUUAAAGAAGGGGGGUGUCCUUAAAAUAGCGGAAGUGGCGAGCAGGUUCGAGAACGUGCGGAACUUUGUCUCUGCACUGGCAAGUCUGGGAUUCAAGAUGGUGUCCAAGGACACAGAGAACACUCAUUUCUACUCCUUUGAAUUAAUGAAGACUGGAGAUGCUCCAGAAAAUAUAAAGAAAUUUGGACUGCAGUUGAGGCCAUGUGUCUACAAGAAAAGAUGAAUGUGUUUGUGAUGGUACUUUUGAAGCAGUAUGUUUGUGAAUGUGUAGCUUGGAUCUACGGUUUUCCUAAGCAGUAGUUGUACAUUUGUAUGUAAAUGUAUUGUUGUUGUAUUGUGUAAGUGUAUUGCUACAUUUUGAAGCCUCUGUUAUUCACAGAUUUGAACACAGCUGAAUUAUCUGCAAUAUUUGUACAUGAUUUUUCAUGUAAUACAGGGCUCUGUGAUCAUAUGCCAUUACUAUCCAAAUGCAUGCAGGGUUCCUUCCAUUGUCUCUGCUGAUCAGUGAAAUAACCCUGUGUGGUGUUUGGUUGGAAUGAAAACCUACAUACAUGUUUGGAUGGCACAUUAUAUACAGGCCAUGAAAACAAGUUGUGUAAAUGUUAAAAUUGUCCCGUUAAAAAUAAAAUAAACAUUUU